AACGGUAGAGCCCCCUCCCCUCCCGUGCAUCGCGCGGAGCCGAACAGCAGCAGCAGCAGAGACUCAGCGUGGUGCUCAGCGCAGGGGCCGAGUGGGGCAUUCGCCGGAUUCACGUCGCAUCGCAUCGCCCACGCGCCCGCCGGCUCAACGGGGAAACGAAAACACCGUGGACUGCCACCGCCUGCCCCAGCAGACACCGGAAUCCUGCGCCGUUGUGGUGAUGUGAAACGUGGCGGCGGUGGCGGCAGCCAUGCCUGUGAGCCCCCCUCCCAGCGAGGAUGAGGCGGCCGCCAGCGGCUCGGAGGGCAGCGGCGGCGGCGAGUCCGACGGCGAGGGGUCGUCGCGCGAGGAGACCAUUUACGACACGAUCCGCGCCACUGCGGAGCGAGCGCCGGGAGCCGCCGGCGACGACGCCGGCCUCAACACGAUGGUGGUGCGCGUCGGCGUGCCCGAGCUCCACCAGACGAAGUGCCUACGCUUCAACCCGGACGCGCUGGUGCGCGAGGCCAAGCAGCGCAUCCUGCAGACGCUCACGCAGAGCCUUAGCGACGCCCUCAACUACGGCCUCUUCCAGCCCGCCUGCAACGGCCGUGCCGGAAAGUUCUUCGACGAGGAGCGGCCGCUGCGCGACUACCCGCAGCCCCCCAACACCGGCGUGCCUUACCUGGAGUUCCGAUACAAGAAGCGAGUUUACAAGCAACUCAACCUGGACGACAAGCAGCUGUCCAAGCUGCACUCGAAGGCGAACCUCAAGCGGUGCAUGGACUACGUGGCUCACCGCGCCGUGGAGAAGCUCGCCAAGCUCCUCGACAAAGGCCUCGACCCCAACUUCCACGACCCCGACACGGGAGAGUCGCCUCUGACAGCGGCGGUGGGCCUGGACGGGGCCACGGAGCUCAUCAAGGCGCUGAAGAACGGCGGCGCCCACUUGGACUUCCGCUCGCGCGACGGACUUACGGCGCUGCACAAGGCGACGCGCGCCCGCAACCUCGAAGCGCUCUCGACGUUGCUGGACCUGGGCGCGUCGCCGGACUACGGGGACGCGCGCGGACUCACGCCGCUCUACUACACGGUGCUGGCGGGGGGCGACGCCCGCUGCUGCGAUACGCUGCUGCACGACCACGCCACCGUGGGCAGCAGCGACGAGAGCGGCUGGAACGAGCUCCACCAGGCCUGCAGACACGGGCUCGUGCAACACCUGGAACACCUCUUGUUCUACGGGGCCGACAUGAGCGCCCAGAAUGCGUCUGGCAACACGGCAUUGCACAUCUGUGCCCUCUACAACCAGGAGAGCUGUGCUCGGGUGCUGCUGUAUCGCGGCGCAAGCAAGGAGAUCAAGAACUUCAACAGCCAGACGGCCUUCCAGGUGAACGCACGUGUCUGUUGUCUCCGGCAGGCCUGCAGACACGGGCUCGUGCAACACCUGGAACACCUCUUGUUCUACGGGGCCGACAUGAGCGCCCAGAAUGCGUCUGGCAACACGGCAUUGCACAUCUGUGCCCUCUACAACCAGGAGAGCUGUGCUCGGGUGCUGCUGUAUCGCGGCGCAAGCAAGGAGAUCAAGAACUUCAACAGCCAGACGGCCUUCCAGGUGGCGAUCGUGGCUGGGAACUUUGACCUCGCCGAGUUGGUGAGGAGCCACAAGGACACCGAUGUGGCGCCGUUCACCGAGACUCCGUCGUACACGAACCGCCGGCGCUGCAGCCAGGCCACCCUGUCGGCUGCGUCGCGAAACCUCACGCGCUCCAACAGCGACCGCGGCCUCCACCCGUGCUCCCGCGGCAACACCGCGGCCGGCGGCUCCGGCGGCGGCUCCGGCGUCGGCGGCGGCUGCACCGGCGGCGGCACCGGUGACUUUGACGGGCCGGCGGGACACUCGCCCGCGCCGUCGCUGCGCAGUCUGCCGCCACAGCUCCUGCAGCAGGCGCAGGCCAUCGCCAUCAAUGCCGCGGCGGCGGCGGCCAAGCGGAGGCUGUACAGCGCCGUGCCGGGCCGCACCUUCGUGGCCGUGCGGUCGUACCAGCCGCACUCCCACGGGGAGAUCGCACUCGCCGCCGGGGAGCAGGUGCAAGUGCUGAGCGUGGGGGAGGCCGGGUACUGGGAGGGCUGUGUGCACGGACGCACGGGCUGGUUCCCGGCCGACUGCGUGCAGGAGGUGCAGAUGAGGACGGCGGAAACCCCCCCAGAAACAAGGGAGGACAGGUCAAAGAGGCUCUUCAGGCACUACACGGUCAGCUCCUACAACAGCGUCAGCUCCUCCAGCGAGUUCGUGAUUGAAGAGCGCACCGUGGUGCUGCAGAAGCGCGACAGCGAGGGCUUCGGAUUCGUGUUGCGUGGCGCGAAAGCGGACGUGCCCAUCGAGGACUUCACGCCGAGCGUCGCCUUCCCGGCGCUGCAGUACCUCGAGUCGGUGGAUGAGGACGGCGUCGCCUUCCGCGCUGGACUCAAGAUGGGCGACUUCCUGCUGGAGGUGAACGGGGAGAACGUGGUGAAGGCCGGCCACCGCCACGUGGUGCAGAUGAUCCGGCACGGAGGCAACAGCCUGGCGCUCAAGGUGGUGACGGUGAACAGGAGGCCCGAGAACGCCGAGGCCGCCCGCAGGAAAGCCCCCACGCCUCCAAAGCGCGCCCCGACCACGGCGCUCUCCAUGCGCUCCAAGUCUAUGACGGCGGAGCUCGAGGAGCUGGAGAAGCUGGACGAGAUGCUGGCGGCCGUGGACCGCACCAUCGGCUCGGAGAACGCGGAGGCCGACUCACGGGCCGCCACCGUGAGGCAGCGGCCCACCAGCAGGCGCAUCACGCACGCAGAGAUCGCCGCCCUGUUUGAGCGGCAGGGGGUGGCGGCCGCGCCACGGUCCCCGUCCUCGCUGGCCGAGCGGCCGACGAUCCCCGUCCAGCGCGGACCCCUCUCACGGCAGCAGUCGAGCAGCCACUACGACGACCGCAAGGGGCUCCUGGCGCCGCCGGCGCUGCGCUUCACCCGCAGCGUCUCCAUGCCGGACUCGUCCGACGAGCCGGGCGCGGCGCCUCCCGCCCCGCCGACCUCGCCGGUGCCGCCGCCGCCGCCACCGGAACCGCCGUCCCCCACGCCCUCGGAGGGCAAUGCUCCCCCGCCAGCGUUCACGCCGCCGCCACCGCCGGCGCACGCCGCCGUGGUCGCGCGGCCGCCGCUGCCGUGGGGGGAAGGCGGCGUGCGCUCCAGCUUCAACCCCAACGCCGAGGCGAAGCUGCACGGGCUGGGCGGGCUGGGCGGGCUGGGCGGCGGUGGUGGCGUUGGCGCCGCGUCGUCCGUGUCGGAGCUAUCGGAGGGCCCGGGCCUCGGCACGCCGGCCCUCUCCCCGAGCGAGCGGCGCGCCAAGGCCCGCUCCAUGAUCCUGCUGCAAGAGCUCCCGUACCGGCCCGUCGUGCCCACGGGCAUCUCCGGCCCGCCCAGCCCGCUGCUGCCCUCGCCGCCGCCGCCGCCGGUACCGGCACCGCCGCCGGCACCGGCGCCGGCCUCCUGCGCGUCCGCCGGCGCCGCCGCCGUUCUCUCCGCCUCGUCGAGCUCGUCGUCCGGCUCCUCUUCGAACUCCUCGUCCGGCUCCUCCUCGUCCUCCUGGUGCCCGGCGACGCAGCAGCGGCAACAGCCCGCGCCGCCGCCGGCACCGCCGGCGCAGCACGGCAAGCAGCAGCAGCAGCAGCGCGGUCGGCGUGGCAAGGCGCCGCCGGAGAACCCGUACGCCAACGUGGGCCUGGUGAACGCGGCGGACCUGGCGCCCACCAAGCCGGCGCGGCGCAAGGGCACGCUGGUGAAGCAGGGCCGCGUCGCGGGCAGCCCCGACCGGCGCUCCGUCUCGCCGGCGCCGCCACCGUCGUCGCCCGCCGGCGCCAGAGGCUCGCAGGACGGCGCCGGCGUCAGCCCCCCGCCGCCGCCGCCGCCGCCGAACCGCGCGCACCUCCUGGAGGAACGCCGCUCGUCCGCCAACUUCCUGUCGACGGAGACCCGCGGCGACGACCGCCGCCUCGUGCCGCCGUCGGCCGGCCUGCGGCUGUCGCGCUCGGUGGACGAGGGCGCCAUGAUGGCCACGAUGAUGAUGGUGUUGCACGCCGCGGCCGGCGGCAGCGCGCCAGACGUGGCGACGCGUCCGGACGGCGGCGACGCGGUCGCGGCCGGCCCGGCGACGGCGCCGCUCUUCGUCGAGACGCCCGGACGGGAGUUCGCGGCGGCGGCGCGGCGUGCCGACGCCGCUUUCGUCUCCCCGCCGGCCUUCUCGCCGGGAAUCAAGGGCGGCUACGCCCGGGUGCCGUCGGCCGCGCCCGACGGCAACUGGGGGACGCCCGGCACGCUGCGGCGGGAGAUCGAGGCCCGCUCGUGCGGGGCGGCGGGCGGCCGCGCCGAAGAACCGGCUCCAGCCGCCGCCGGGCUGCUCAUGGUGUCGCCGGUGGCGGGGCGGGGCGGCGGCGGCGAAGACGACGGCGACGACGGCGACGGCGGCGCGUCCCCGCCGGAGGAGUGCAGCGUGCGCGAGAAGAUCAAGCGGCUGGAGAGCAUGACGACCUCGGAUUCCUCGCAGGAGGAGAAGCUCACGCCGCAGCAGCAGCAGCAGCAGCCGCAGCAGCGGGAGAACGCCGUGCUCGAGACGAGCUUCCAGACGGGCGACGUCACCGCGGAGCCCGAAGACGUCGCCGCCGUCGUCGGCGGGGGCGGCAGCCGUGCGGCGUCGCCCCGAGGCAACGAGCCGCGGGCGCCGGGCGGAGCGCCGGGCCCCGCCGGGCUGCCGCUGGAGUCCCUGCCGAGCGUGCCGAGCGACGGCGAGGAGGACUUCGUGUUCACCGACCCCCUGCCGCCCCCGCUCGGUUUCGAGGGCGACGCUUCGGGAGACGCGGCGGACGACCACGGCAGCACGGAGACGCUGGUGCCGGAGGGGCCGGCGAGGACGGCCGAGGAUGAGGGCGGAACGGCGGCGGCGGCGGCCACGAUCGCUGACAAACCCGGCGGCGGCGAUGACGACGGCAAUGACGCGACGAUCGUGGCGGACGACGAGGCCGAGCCGGAGCUGCCGGACGACGACGGCGGCGGCGUCGACGGCGUCGACGGCACGCCGGCGGAGGGGCGGGGCGACAAGACGGAGGAGGCGUGCGACGCCGCUGCCAAAGAGCUCGAGCUGGCGCUCGCGGCGACCGCCCCGCAGAUCGCCGGCGACACCGGCGACGCCAACACGGACUCGGGCGUGGAGGGCAGCUGCAGCGACCACCACCUGGAGACGACCAGCACCGUGUCCACCGUGUCCAGCAUCUCCACCGUCUCGUCGGAGGGCCUCGGCGUCUCCGAGGGGCCCGACGGCUGCGCUUCGCACGCCGACGCGCAGCCCCUCCUGGCGGACAAGCCGCCCGUGCCGCCCAAGCCCAAGCUCAAGGCGACGUCAUCGGGCGGCCUCUACGCAGACGUGGGCGGCAGGAGGAGCCCGGACGACGAUCCCAGCCCCGGGGCGGUGCAGCAGCAGCAGCAGCAGAUGGAGCAAGCGCCACCGCCGCCACCACCGCCACCACCGCCACCACCGCCUCCUCCUCCUCCACCGCCGCCUCCGCCGCCUCUUCCGCGGAUGUUCACGGGCAUCGUCAGGUCUCCCUGGGACCCCGUGCUUGCGCCGCUCGCUCCGAACUCCAGGAGCCGCCUGUGGGGCGUGGAGUCGACGGCGGGGCCCGCCACCUCCUCGGGGCUGCUGCCCGCGCCCGGCCACGCAGACGCUCGCGCCAGCGUCAUCAACGAGCUGAGCUCGCGCCUCCAGCAGAUGACGGGGCGCAACGGCCCCACGCAGGGGUACACGGGGAGGUUUGGCGGCGAGGGCGUCACCUUCACGGUGCGGCCCGGCUCCAGCCGCCCGGUGGUGCACGCCUCGCUCAAGGGCUGCCCGGGCUCCACUGGGGCCUCCACGCCGCACGGCCCCGACCGCCCGCUCCUCCGCCGCUCUCCCAGCCUCUUCUCCUCCUCCUCCUCCGGCGAGGACCGCGCCGGCGCCUCGGUCUCGCCGGGCCUCCGAGCGGCCCCCGGGUCGGCCGGCGGCGGCGGCGGCUCCCGGCGCGCGUCCCCCACGGGCUUCCCGUUCGACGAGCGACCGGCGGCGCUGCUGUCGCCCCUCGACCUCCGCUCGCGCUCCCCGUCGCCGGGCUCGCCGCUCGCCGGCUCUCCCCGCGACCGCUCGCCGACGUCGCCGGGCUCGCCGGCGCCGCCGCCGCCGGUGCUGCUCGCCGGCAAGCCGCUGCACCUGUGGUCGAAGCACGACGUCGCCGACUGGCUGGAGGCGCUCAACCUCGGCGAGCACCGGGAGCGCUUCCUGCACAACGAGAUCGACGGCACGCACCUGCCGGCGCUGCGCAAGGACGACCUGCUGGAGCUGGGCGUGACGCGCGUCGGACACCGCAUGAACAUCGAGCGGGCGCUGCGGCGGCUGCUGGAGAGAUGACGAAGGCGGCGGUGGAGGUGGCGGUGGAGCGGCGGUGGGCGGGGGGGGCGGCACCGGUGGCCCCGUCCAAGACGCUUCGCGGAGAUGGGACGUUUCCC
Molecule: messenger RNA, 6540 nt
Organism: Lethenteron reissneri (Far Eastern brook lamprey)
Lineage: Eukaryota; Metazoa; Chordata; Hyperoartia; Petromyzontiformes; Petromyzontidae
Product: SH3 and multiple ankyrin repeat domains protein 3-like
Cellular component (GO): dendritic spine; postsynaptic density; postsynaptic membrane
Molecular function (GO): synaptic receptor adaptor activity; ionotropic glutamate receptor binding
Source: RefSeq, a predicted model, not a curated record